Molecule: messenger RNA, 3819 nt
Organism: Pollicipes pollicipes
Lineage: Eukaryota; Metazoa; Arthropoda; Thecostraca; Pollicipedomorpha; Pollicipedidae
Product: vacuolar protein sorting-associated protein 16 homolog
Exons: 18
Coding region: 331-2814 (827 amino acids)
Biological process (GO): vacuole fusion, non-autophagic; endosomal transport; intracellular protein transport
Cellular component (GO): endosome; cytoplasm; HOPS complex
Molecular function (GO): actin binding
Source: RefSeq, a predicted model, not a curated record
UGUGUGUGUAAUUUUAUAUUAUUAUUAUAAUGCAAUAUAGCAUAAAAUAAUGGAACUAAUUAUGUUUUCUAAUCAUAUUGCAUUUUUGAAUAAGGUGUGUGUACAACAUGUAACCAUAUUUAAUUAUAUAUGAGUGCUUGCCUUUUUUCCUGAUAUUCCCAUAACUUGGGCAGGUGGACAAAUGCAUCAAAGUGGAUACUCUGGAAGCCAUUCUGUGUAUGGUGGUGCUGUCUAUGUACCUAAUUUGUUCUGUUUCAGAUGUGAAGUGUUACCCAUCACUCGCAAAUAGAGGAGGUUAUCUUCUAGCAUUGCUCUGCACUAAUAGUGACAAUGGCUUUGUACACAUCUGAUUGGACGCCCAUUAGUGAUGACACAUUCUUCAGGCGUCACGAGCUGUACCCCAUGUCGUGGGCUGAGUGUGUGUGGUCGGAGCGCACGCUGGUCUGCGUCGGCAGCUCCGGCGGCCCCAUCGCCGUCUGUCGUGAUGUCACCAAUUCAGCCGUGCCCAUCAUGAUCUACAACGGCGCUGGCGAGAGCCUGGGCCUGGCCAAGUGGAAUGGCGAGCUGGUCGGCGCCGGCUGGAGCGACGACGAGCGUCUCGUGCUGGUGGACGCCGCCGGCCAGGUGUCCAUGUACGACAUGUUCGGCCGCCUGGAACACACGCUCAGUCUGGGCCAGGAGGUGAAGAAGUACACGGUGGCCUCGGCCGAGGUGUUCCUCAGCCAUCAGGGUACGGGGCUGGCCGUGCUCUGCAAGAACCACCGUUUCUACAUGACCACUUCACUGGACAAGCCGCUGGUGAAGAAGCUGCCGGAGGCCACUGGUGGCAGCGCAGCGCCCAGCUGCUGGGCGGUGACAGCCGGCCGCUACCGAUCGGCGCUGCUGGUGGCCAAGGGUCUGGAGAUCUCCCUGCUGGAAGCAGACUCCAAGGCUCAGCCACUGCCGGCGCCACUGCCGUCGACCGCCCAGCGCGUGACGCAGCUGGUGACGAACCGGGCCGGUGACCUGCUGGCCCUGCUCACCGACACCGGCCAUCUGGUGAUGACGUCAUUGGACCUGCGCCAGGUGUUCUGCACCGUCGACACGGACGUCCGCCAGCCGGCCAAGCAGCUGGAGUGGUGCGGCUCGUACGCGGUGGUCGGCUACUGGCAGAGCCGGUUGCUGGUGGUGAGCCGACGCGGCGACACCAUCACCUACUCGCUGGACGCCCCCGGCCGACUCUGCUCCGAGAACGACUGCAUCCGUCUCGUCACCGCCUACAGCCACGAGCUCAUCGAACAGGUGUGGAGCGACUCUGCGGCCGUGUUCCGCAUCGGCUCCAUGGACCCGGCCGCCGUCCUUCUGGAGACCUACCGCGAGUACGAGAAACGCAGCCACCGCGCCGACGAGUACCUGCGCAUGAUCUGGAACCAGCUAAAGCAGGCCGUCACGUCGUGCGUAGAAGCGGCCGGCCAUGAGCAUAGUGCCGAGCUCCAGAAGCUGUUGCUCAGGGCGGCUCAGUACGGCAAAAGCUUUAUCCCGGAGCUGAUGGAUCCGGAGCCGUACGUCUCCACGUGCCGGUAUCUGCGCGUGCUCAACUCGCUGAGGCACCACAGCCACGGCAUGCCGCUCACCAUGGGGCAGCUGCGCGAGAUGCCCGUCUCGAUGCUGCUGGACCGUCUGAUGCGCCGGCGGCUGCACUUCCUGGCGCUGCGCGUGUGCCGCCACCUGGAGGUGCCGCGCGCCGACGGCGAGCGUCGCGUUCUUGAGGCCUGGGCCAAGCACGUGGUGGUGGCCGCCGGCGCUGACGGCGCGGACGGCAAGCACGUGGCGCGCGAGAUCGCCGACCGGCUCGGCACCCAGUCGGGCAUCUCGUUCGCCGACGUGGCCAAGACGGCCAUCGAAGCCGGCAAGCGCGGCACUGCCAUCCAGCUGCUGGCGCUGGAGCAGCAGGCGCGCCGCACCGUGCCGCUGCUGAUCGACCUCAACAUGUGCGACGAGGCUUUGCAGCGCGCCGCCGCCUCGGGUGACCCGGGCCUGGCCCACUCGGCCCUGUUGCAGCUACGCGACGCCAGGGGGCGCGCCGAGUUCCAGAUGCUGAUAAGGAACUAUCCGCUGAUGCAGUCUCUGUACGUGAAGUAUCUGCGCGGCCGUGGCCAGACCGAGCUGCUGCGGGACACCAUGAUCCAGGAGGACGACUUUCAUGGCCAAGGCCUGCUACGGGUCAGGGAGGCCUACCAAGAGACAAGGGUGGACCUUCGCAUAUCACAUCUAGUCGCCGCCCAGGACUGCUUCAAGAAAGCAAAAAACGAUUUCUUCGCCACCCAGACUGAGGACCAGCACAAGCUGCUGAAACGGCAGUCAAACCUGGAGGAGAAGUUUAACCGGGAGUACGUGGGGCUCUCGCUGCACGACACCAUCAGUCGGCUCAUCCUGUACGGAGAGCUGAAGCUGGCCGACAGCCUGCGGGCCGAGUACAAGAUCUCCGACAAACGUUUCUGGUGGACCAAACUUCUGGCGCUAGCCGAGGCCAGUCAGUGGGUCGAACUAGAGCAGUUUGCCAAGAGCAAGAAGUCGCCCGUGGGAUACGAGCCGUUCGUGGAUGCGUGCAUGGAGCACGGCAACCUUCAUGAGGCGAAGAAGUACCUGGCGCGGGUGGCCGACGACAAGAAAGUCAAGUACUACGCCAAAGUCGGGAACCUAGAGGAGGCAGCCAGGAUCGCGCACGAGCAGCGCGACCGACAGGCGCUGGCUUACGUGGAGAGUCUGUGCGGCAACAACAACCGGGCGCUGCUGGAGCAGAUCAGCCAGUACCGGCAGGCGCUCAAGCCGUAGCGGCACGGCACGGCACGGCACGGCAUGCCGCGGGCGGGGCGGCGGGCGCCGGUAACCGAUGACGCAGGUGUGGAUGACGCAGGACGCGCAUGCUUACCGCCUCUGCAGACGACUUAUCGUUCAGUUUGUUUCUGUGGAGAACCCCACCGUAGCUCCAGCGUGGCGCUGUUUUGGGCAGGUUGCCCGAAGUGUAAGUGAAGACAGUUGGCCCUCCGCCGCAGUGUGCAGGGCAAGUUAUGGAAUACUUUGUUUAUUGCAUGAUUGUGUCGUACUAUGGCGACAUGAGAAGGAAAUAUAUCAUAGAAUAUACUUGGGACGCUUCAUGUCGGCAUUGCAUGCUACGCACUCUAAAGCAGAUUUGCGCCCUGGAAAUAUCCUUCAUCCCCCUUUCGCUAUCCCUCCCCGCCUCGAACGAAAGGAGGCAUGCAAACGCUCCACACCAGUGGCGAAGACAGGAUUUCGUCCAGGUCAAUUUUAGUCACAGAGGCCCUUCCGGUCGAUGGCCCCUUCGAUUGUGCGGGCGUUUUGGCACCAAAAACGUGUGCCUAGCUUUUCCGGUGCCUGAGAAGUGGUGGUUUUUUAGGAACGCUGCACGGCGAUCUACAGUCGACGAUUCCGAUCGACAGCCGACAUUCCAUUCCGAUUCCGCGCGCGGCUGGUUGGCUUUUCAAUUAAAGCCCUGCAUCAUAACUAUAUCCUCAAAACACAAAAACUACACACCAUUGCACUUCGAAUCGAGCAAUGAACAAGGUCUUGCUGCCAAGGUUUUGGGUCGCUGCGGGGUCGUCGUGACGAGCGAAGAAGAAAAAAAUAUUCGCAAUCGUCUUACACAUACGAUUGCGUAAGGCUGAAAAUUCGACUUUGGGGUAAAUUUAACCCUUUCACCCACCUUGGUGGGGCCAAUUAUAGAACUAGCAACAACAAACUGAUUAAUAAUUAGGAGAUCUCGUAGGGACAAGUCCACUGUCUUUUCCACGAGAACCUUCGUUUGGAAACGGCAUGGGG